UUUGGUGGUUAUGGUCCAGGCUGCUGUGUAGGUUCACCUGCGGGGAUGGCGUGGUCAGGUGGCAGUGCAGAAACCAGUGUUGGUAUCUUUUCGCGUUUGUGUCAGCUUUAUUGAGGUGUGAUUGAAGUACGUGAAACUGCACAUGUUUAAAGUACGCAGUUAGAUCAGUCUUGACGUACACGUACAGCCCUGAAGCCGUCACCACACUCAAGACCGAAAUGUGCUCAUCAUCUCCAAGAGGGAAACUAACGUUUCUUCGGUGACUGCUCCUAGCAGCUGAGUGGCCCCAGACUAGGCCGUUCCUGGGCCCCCAUUGUCACAGGAUCCACAUCAGUAAAAAAGAGUGGGAACUGGGGGUUGGAGGGAGAAAUCCUUUCCAGAUUUGAAAUGUUAGGAGCUUGUGAACCCUGUGUGUAGUAGAACCAUCUUUUGAAGCAUUUAGACCAAUGGUUCUUUUUAAAAAAAAAAUUUUUUUUUUUUUAACGUUUAUUUAUUUUUGAGACAGAGAGAGACAGAGCAUGAACGGAGGAGGGUCAGAGAGAGGGAGACACAGAAUCCGAAAGAGGCUCCAGGCUCUGAGCUGUCAGCACAGAGCCCGACGCGGGGCUCGAACUCACGGACCGCGAGAUCAUGACCUGAGCCGAAGUCGGCCGCUUAACCGACUGAGCCACCCAGGCGCCCCUAGACCAAUGGUUCUUAAAGGGGUUAGGUGUGUGUUUAUGUGUAGGUCACAUACAGUGCAGAAGAUCUUAUUCAGUAUUUUUUUUUUAUGGUACAAAUAAUGGAAAAUAAAAUCCACCAGUCUUUGGAGGAGGGGGAGGUACACAGAAGAUGGUGUGAAAAGCUAUGUUAGGAACCUGGGUUAGAAAUGGUUACAACUAGGGGCGCCUGAGUGGCUCAGUCGGUUAAGCGUCUGACUUUCGGCUCAGGUCAUGAUCUCACGGUUCGUGACUUCCAUCUAUGUGUCGGGUUCUGCGCUGACAGCUCAGAGCCUGGAGCCCACUUCGGAUUCUGUAUCUCCCUCUGUCUGCCCCUCCGCUGCUUGCACUCUGUCUCUCGUAUUGUCUCAAAAAUAAAUAAACAUUAAAAAAAAUUUUUUUUUAACGGUUACAAAUACCAAUGGACGGGGGGUUCUUAUUUUGGCAUUCAAUAGCUUGGCCUCAAACUAAAAGUUUUGUGUUUGGGUCAAGUUUUUCAUUUGGAAGUUUUAGGUCAUUUUCUUUUGAAAACAAUCAGAGUGGUAUUGAAAGGAAAAAAUAUUAAAGUAACAAAGGAAAUUAUGGAAAUAUUGGGCUGGUGACCAGUUUUCGUGUUUGAUCUUUAUUGUCCUUCCCAGUGAGCUUUCAGUGGGGGUGCCUGAAACACAGAUGAGCUGGAAGCAGCCAGUGAAGAGAAUCCAGUUUGGUGCAUUAAUUAUAACUUAAUAUCCACGUUGAUACUGCCUAAAAAAAUGUAAAUAAGACGCAACAUAAGGGAAAGGUGGCAGUAAUGCUGACGCUUGCGAGCAAACUGAAGCGGGAUGACGGUCUCAAAGGGUCCCGGACGUCAGCCACGGCCUCCGACUCCACUCGGAGGGUGUCUGUGAGAGACAGGCUGCUUGUUAAAGAGGUUGCAGAGCUUGAGGCUAAUUUACCGUGUACGUGUAAAGUGCAUUUUCCUGAUCCAAACAAGCUCCACUGCUUUCAGCUAACUGUGACCCCAGAUGAGGGUUACUACCAGGGUGGAAAAUUUCAGUUUGAAACUGAAGUUCCUGAUGCGUACAACAUGGUGCCUCCCAAAGUGAAAUGCCUGACCAGGAUCUGGCACCCCAACAUCACAGAGACGGGCGACAUAUGUCUAAGUUUACUGAGAGAACAUUCGAUCGACGGCACCGGCUGGGCUCCCACAAGGACGUUAAAGGAUGUUGUUUGGGGAUUAAACUCUUUGUUUACUGAUCUUUUGAAUUUUGAUGAUCCGCUGAAUAUUGAGGCUGCAGAACAUCACCUGCGGGACAAGGAGGACUUCCGGAAUAAAGUGGAAGAUUACAUUAAGCGUUAUGCCAGAUGAUAGGAGGAGGAGACGGUGGGGCUGCGGACUGUGUGUUGUAGGCUCGUCCCCAACCGCAACCAAAAGGGAGCCUCCUCCCCAGCCCUCGCGCUCCCUCAGACCCCCGGGUCGUCCGCAUCCUGUGACCACGCUGUCCCGAGGAAGAGCCUCUGCACGACCGCCCAUUGUAGAUGGAGAGUCCCACAUAAAUACAGCAGGAACAUGUGUCUGGGGUCCGAAAGAGUUGUCUGCUUACCUUAACAUGUUUACUUUUUGGAAACUGUACUGUAUAGGCUGUUGAUGAGAUUCCUGAGCAGUUGUCAUGAACUCAGAGUUGAGGCUAGCGCUUGCUUUGUCCCCUUUUCCCCAAGCCCUUCCCCCCCCGCACACGUGAUGCUGGUGAUGUGCUCAGUGUAGCUCGCAGGUGGGCCGUAAGAAGCCCGCUACACACUGUGAUUGGAUGCAGAUUCUCUCAGCUCCUUCCUGCCGACGUUGGUCCUGCCUACCUGUCAUGAAGCUUCCCAGAAUGCAUAGUCAUUCACUGUAGAUCUCUUACUGAAAUGCGUAUUUUAUUUAAUGUAAGUAUAUUUUGGAACAGAUUUGUAAUUUGUACAAUUUAAUGCUUUAAUUAUUUUUUUCUAUCUUCA
Molecule: messenger RNA, 2672 nt
Organism: Panthera uncia (snow leopard)
Lineage: Eukaryota; Metazoa; Chordata; Mammalia; Carnivora; Felidae
Gene: UBE2F
Product: ubiquitin conjugating enzyme E2 F (putative)
Exons: 10
Coding region: 1489-2046 (185 amino acids)
Biological process (GO): protein neddylation
Cellular component (GO): nucleus
Molecular function (GO): NEDD8 transferase activity
Source: RefSeq, a predicted model, not a curated record